Bombus huntii is the source of this 3125-nucleotide messenger RNA. Its product is annotated as receptor expression-enhancing protein 1-like. NCBI's taxonomy places the organism in Eukaryota, Metazoa, Arthropoda, Insecta, Hymenoptera, Apidae. Gene Ontology annotation, cellular component: endoplasmic reticulum membrane; cytoplasmic microtubule; endoplasmic reticulum tubular network. Bases 618 to 1673 code for a protein of 351 amino acids. Gene Ontology annotation, biological process: endoplasmic reticulum tubular network organization. The record is from RefSeq and is a predicted model, not a curated record. The transcript is spliced from 5 exons. Gene Ontology annotation, molecular function: microtubule binding.
GAUCGUCCGUAGUUUCGCGCGAUUCUCGCUUGGCGAAGCUCGUUCGCCGAACCCAUCCUCCCUAGUUCCGCAAUCAUUCUCUAAAUAUCAAAUUUACAUUUGUAAAGUUACAUUUUGUUCGAGCGAUUUUUCUCGUCGAAGUAAUUUUUGUUAACGUCAACGGCGGCAUAAACCGCCGUUGAAAAAAGUGUGAAAUAGCAGCAACGAAAACGGGAAAAAACAAGAGACGCGCAAUGCGGUAAAAACGAAAAACACUGUUAUUUUAAACACGACGAUACUCUCCAACAUUGGAAACAAUGUAAAUUUGGGCUAGUUUGGCGAAGUUAAAUAAUUUGCUUAGCAAUUUGCCAAACUCAAUUGGGAAUAAAUUUCAAGUGAUCUAUGUUUGAAAAUAAAUUAUUUAACCCGUUAUUAACGAUGCAGUAAAUAGCGAAAUAUACCGUGUACUUACAUUGAAAAUUCAACGGCCAUACAUUGUACUGAUGAAAGAGGAAAAAGUUAGUUCAAUGUUUGAUGCGUCGGAUCGGACCGACGAGAAUCGAAAAACACUCGGAGAGAGAGUUCGCGAAUAGAAAUCGAGAAUCCAGGCGAGGCACGGGCAAGAUUCCCGGUGUGGAAUGGAAAUCAAAAGAAACGAGCCUCGACCGGACGAACUCGAGGAAAAUCCGUUUCUCUGGACGAUCUGUAAAACGGGUGUCCCUCGAAUAUUGGCCACGAGUCUGUUCGCUGUUGGUCGAUACUGUGCGGACCAAUUGCCAAAGAAAAUGGGCCUGGGCAGCCUUCGGAUCCUGGCCGCGUUCCUAGUUAUUGUAAUGCCCCGAUCGCUCACUUACAUUCUCCUGUAUCCGAUUUUCAGAUUAGUGUUUGGCAAUUUGUACCCGGCCUACGCUUCGUACAAGGCAGUGAGAACGAAGAAUGUGAAAGAAUACGUGAAAUGGAUGAUGUAUUGGAUCGUGUUCGCGCUGUUCACGUGCGCGGAAACAUUCACCGACGUCUUCUUCAGCUUUUGGUUCCCGUUUUACUAUGAAAUCAAGACUAUCCUGGUGAUCUGGCUGUUGAGCCCAGCCACCAAAGGCUCGAGCAUUCUCUACAGACGCUUCGUUCACCCGGCUUUGAUCCGGCGCGAGGCUGAGAUCGACGAUGCCUUAGCACGCGCGACGGAGCAAGGUUACUCGGCAGUGUUGCACCUCGGAUCGAAAGGUGUGAAUUAUGCUACCACGGUUCUCAUGCAAACCGCUAUCAAGCAUAUUCUGAAGUCAGACCAAAUCAUGGUGACUGAGCUAUCAACGAUCCAAUCGGCCUCGGCCGUUUCUAGCUUGGCCAAGCUUCCAACGACCUCGAAGGAAAAGACGGACCAGAUAGACGCCAUCCAGAAACCAAGCACCCCGUCGCACUUAAGCAGUAGCUCCGAUGACUUGAUCCCUGUCGAUUCGAUGCCCAACACGAGCAACGAUAUGAACACGGACGACGAGCUGGUCGAAAUUGAUCCUGUAGCAGAAGGGAACUUUUUCAAGGUGCCAACGCCGAAGAAAACGCACAAGGCGCGGAAAACCAGAAAAGGGCGAGCCGAAGGCAACUCGAGGCGACUCAGGUCACACGCUCGCGACACUGACUCCAUGUUCAGCGACGAUGAGUUGGACCAGCAGUAUGCAUCCACCAUGACAGAAUACUGACACACAGUGUCGUUCUGUGAAUCGGUGGAAAGCAACGAUUCAACGUAGUCUCGGAGAAUCGCGAGAAUAAUCCUCGACAGGCUUUCGUCGAAAUGGAUUGCAAGUUACCGAUUUAAGAUUAACAUAGCGUUUUUACAUUUAUAGAGAUUCGAGUGGAAUGGGUUUUAGGGAAAUUAUGCGUGUGUUUAUUGAAAAUCUUAGAGUAAUUUUUCAUUUUUUUUUCUUUCUCUCUCUCUCUCUCUUUCUCUCUCUCUCUCUCUCUCUCUCUCUCUCUCUCUCUCUCUCUCUCUCUCUCUCUCUCUCUGUUUUAGAGUCGAGUUAAUCCUGAAGAAGGUAUUCGUUAAGACGAAUUAUGGAUGGAAUGGUCGGAAAGACAAAGAUAAAAAGGAAUUUGGUCAUUUUGAUGAGAGGGGAGUUUUUGAAAUUUUACUCCCAUGAAAUUAUUUGUUACGUCUACACGUGCGUUACGAUACUAUAUACAAUGAUAAAGAUGUCUUUUUAUUCGAUAUAUACCAGAGGCCUUUAGCAUAAUGUAUCUCAGCUGCGAAACGUUUAACGUUUAGACGAACAUUAAGAAACUAUUAUUGCGUGCCACCUUUCUGCGAAUUCUGCGACUUAUAUCGUUUAUUAUACCAAUUAGCAUUAAGAGUAAUCUAUCGUGAUCGAAUCGCGAAUCGUGAUAAUUUUAGUAAGUCGGGAGAACUGGUGCCUUACGAUAGAUGACGAUAUGAGAUUUCGUCGAUUACGACAAUCCAAGAAAUUUUCGUCUAUUGUUGCAAACUGAUAAACUAUUCUCAACAAAUAAAUAUAUCAAAUAACCAUGUUGAAUCCUUUUUCACGAACAAGCCGUCGAAUAAUCGGAGUAUCGAUCGAAUACAUGAUAUUUCGUUUCUAUCAACUAGACUUGUAUCAAAAAGACAGAGUUUAAGACUGUACCGCGGCCGAGGUAUGUAACAGGAAGAAUUCGACGAUCACUGGCAAUUUUGUAUAUGCAGUUUGCACGAACACUUGUUAUCUGGAUCGCACGAUUUGCUUACGAAGUAAUCGAAGUACUGUACUUUUUGCUGGCACGUAAUCACCGACGAACAUCAGGUAGUGCUUAAGGAGGCAUCGAUCACAGAGCGUGUCGUUCCUUGCUGUAGUUCCCAUAGUUGUAACUGUUGUUAAAUCUCAUACAUAUAUCAGAUUGAUGUAAAUGUGAUGGAAAGUAAUUGCAUAGGAUACACAUCCUCGUUACUUGUACACCAACCGAACAUCUCCAAGCAUAUUAGAACCGUCGAGAAUCUAAGAAAGCUACAGCAAUACGAGGAUUUGCCAUUGAAACGCUUAGAAAGUAAGACUUUUAUAUCCCAAAGAUUUUACUCAACGAUGCUACUAUUGAUAUGUUUCAUUUCAUUCUAUUUUUUUUUUAUUCCCAUUUUUUUUCGAAUAAAUAUAUUCCAUGGAUAAGGA